Anopheles bellator is the source of this 642-nucleotide messenger RNA. RefSeq lists its product as uncharacterized. The transcript has 4 exons. The coding region runs from base 10 to 642 and encodes 210 amino acids. Lineage: Eukaryota; Metazoa; Arthropoda; Insecta; Diptera; Culicidae. The record is from RefSeq and is a predicted model, not a curated record.
AGAUGGUGGAUGCGGCCAAUCUUCUUUCGUCGGGAAGAAGACGGCAACGUUCUGCUCAACACCAUAAUGGAAGAGCAGAUCAACGACACAAUCAUUAGGUUCCUCAGAAUGAGAAUGAUUGAUUUUAACUUUUUGGAAUCGUUGGUCCUGCACAGAAUAGAACGUAUAGAUACAAACAUGCGGCGAGCCGUAACUCCUCGCGAAAGGUUGCUGAUAACGCUGCGCUUCUUAGCGACUGGAGAAAGCUAUUCCAGUUUGCAGUUUUUGUUUCGGGUGUCCAGACAAACGAUCGGGAAGAUCGUGCCAGAUGUAUGUAACGCAUUAAUGGAAGCGCUGAACGAUUACGUAAAGCUACCUUCGAGCAGACAAGAGUGGCUGAAAAUUUCGGAACAAUUCGAACAACGUUGGGGUUUUCCUCAUGCAAUUGGUGCAAUAGAUGGGAAGCAUAUAUCUAUUGUGGUUCCAAAGAAUUCCGGUUCCCAGUACUUCAACUACAAACAGUUCUACAGCAUGGUUAUGAUCGCUUUGGUUGAUGCAGAUUACAACUUCCUAUACGUGGACAUUGGAGGCCAGGGUGGAAUAUCGGACGAUGCGAUUUUUAAACAUACUACACUAUAUCAAUUUCUCUGUGGGCAUAAUUAA